CCCAUAAUCUAUAUGUUUGUUUAACUAUUGGAUUAUUUGCGCUAGAUUAUAUAAUCUGGAGAGAUUAUAAUCUAAAACAAACAAGGCCUGUAGUCUUUGUGAAUAAUCUACAUUUGUAUAAUCUAAACUACCAAACAACUAUAUGUAGAUUAUAAUAUAUCUAGAUUAUAAUCUGGAUUAUAUAAUUUAGAUUAUAAUCUAGAUUAUAUAAUCUAUAAGCUGAAACAAACAGACCCUUAGUCACUCAUAAUAUCCUGUCAAUACAAUGCUCAGUCAGGUACACAAAUUUCAGUUGAUGUGUGUUCCUGAAAACUUUUUUUUGGCUGAAAACGACCCCCCCUCCUCGAGUUUUAUUUCAAUCAUCAUGGACUGUUAGAAUCACGGUAAUCAAUCCAAAUGAUACUUUCAUAGCGUUUUGUUCCAUUCUUAUGAAUAUAUAUAUUUACUUUAUCGCUGAAAAAAGUGAAGUAGUAGUCACCAAAACGUGUUUGAGAACACACUAGAAACCAAAACCAAAAGCCCCAUCAGCUAUCCGUGUCUGCCCUGAUCACGCAACCUAAUCUAACUAGAUUCCGUAACGUGUACUCAACCUGGCUGAGACUUCUCACACGCGCAGAGGAUGAUGCAGCGAGGGACAAGGCAAGUCGAAACGGCAGUACCGAAUUGGAAGAGAGGAAGUCCGGCACGUCCGACGGGGCGGCGGAGGCUGAGACCCUGAGGCGCGCCGCGGCGCCGCGGCGACGGGACCGUGGGCCUGGGUGUCUGUUGUCCUCCAGCAGCAGCAGCCGACGCGGGUUGGCGCUGGCCUUGGCGGGAGCGCGAUCGGCUUCGUGUUUGCAGCAGCGGACGAUGCCAUUGUUGCAACUUGAGAUGUUUCUGCUUCGUUUCCGCCUCCAAUUUAUUCAGGACCAGAAGAUUCAAGCCGGUGAAUUUUCCUCAACGUUUUUGGGCUUGGGCUGAGCCCGGCUCCACGCUUCCGCUAAGUCGUGGUGGCCUUAGGAUGAUGGAGGCCCAGUAAGGUUGAUGGAGGAGGACAUAAUAAUAAUCAAACGACCCUCUCGCUUCGCCCUCGCGCUGCUUAUCCACUCGCGCUCGCGGAGCAAGCGGUCACCAGCUUGGCCACGCGCUCCUCCGCUCGUCGGCCCCGAAACCUCUCCAAAACCCUGCGGCCGUGGCUCCCAGCGCCAUGCGCGCCUCCUCCGCCUCCGCUUCCAGAGAUGCCGCUGCUGCCCACUAAGCCCGCACCCGCACUCAAUCCGUUCCUCCUCCCACUCGCCUCCCUUGCCUUGCCGCGCGCCCUCCCGCCCAUCCGCCUCCACGCAAAGAAGCGCCUACGCGGUCUCAGCUCGGCCGCCGUCUCGGCUGCGGCGUCCACCUCCUCUUCCGCGGACCCGAGCACGGAGCUGCGAGCGCUCUGCUCCCAUGGCCAGCUCGCGCAGGCGCUCUGGCUCCUCGAGUCCUCGGCGGAGCCGCCCGACGAGGACGCCUACGUCGCGCUGUUCCGCCUCUGCGAGUGGCGCCGCGCAGUGGAACCGGGGCUGCGCGCGUGCGCGCACGCAGACGACCGGCACGCCUGGUUCGGUCUCCGCCUCGGGAACGCCAUGCUCAGCAUGCUCGUCAGGUUCGGGGAGACGUGGCACGCGUGGAGGGUGUUUGCCAAAAUGCCUGAACGGGAUGUCUUCUCCUGGAACGUCAUGGUGGGCGGGUACGGGAAGUCCGGUUUGCUGGAUGAGGCGCUGGACCUGUACCACAGGAUGAUGUGGGCAGGUGUGAGACCGGACGUGUACACGUUCCCCUGUGUUCUGCGGAGCUGUGGGGGCGUCCCAGACUGGAGGAUGGGGAGGGAGGUGCAUGCACAUGUUCUUCGGUUUGGGUUUGGGGAGGAGGUCGAUGUCCUGAAUGCACUCAUGACCAUGUACGCCAAAUGUGGGGACGUUAUGGCUGCACGGAAGGUGUUUGACAGUAUGACCGUCAUGGAUUGUAUCUCAUGGAAUGCGAUGAUUGCUGGGCAUUUUGAGAAUGGUGAAUGCAAUGCAGGGUUGGAGUUGUUUCUUACCAUGCUACAUGAUGAGGUUCAGCCUAACCUCAUGACAAUAACUAGUGUUACUGUUGCAUCAGGCUUGUUAUCUGACGUAACCUUUGCAAAGGAAAUGCAUGGACUUGCAGUGAAGAGGGGUUUUGCCGGUGAUGUUGCAUUCUGUAACUCUUUGAUUCAGAUGUAUGCGAGUCUUGGUAUGAUGAGGCAAGCAAGAACAGUGUUCUCAAGAAUGGAUACUAGAGAUGCCAUGACAUGGACAGCUAUGAUAUCUGGGUAUGAGAAAAACGGCUUCCCAGAUAAAGCUCUUGAAGUGUAUGCACUUAUGGAAGUGAACAAUGUAAGUCCUGAUGAUAUUACUAUUGCAAGUGCCCUUGCUGCUUGUGCUUGCUUGGGGAGUUUGGAUGUUGGUGUCAAGUUGCACGAACUUGCUGAGAGCAAGGGAUUCAUAAGCUACAUCGUAGUUACAAAUGCAAUCCUUGAAAUGUAUGCAAAGUCCAAGCGUAUUGAUAAGGCUAUUGAAGUUUUUAAGUGCAUGCAUGAGAAGGACGUAGUGUCAUGGAGUUCAAUGAUCGCAGGAUUUUGCUUCAACCAUAGGAACUUUGAGGCUCUUUACUAUUUCAGGCAUAUGCUUGCAGAUGUUAAGCCCAAUUCUGUCACUUUUAUUGCUGCGCUUGCUGCUUGUGCUGCUACUGGGGCUUUGAGGAGUGGUAAGGAGAUCCAUGCACAUGUUUUAAGGUGUGGUAUUGAAUAUGAAGGUUAUUUGCCCAAUGCCCUUAUCGACUUGUAUGUAAAAUGUGGCCAGACAGGCUAUGCUUGGGCACAGUUCUGUGCACAUGGUGCAAAGGAUGUUGUGUCGUGGAAUAUCAUGAUUGCAGGUUUUGUUGCUCAUGGUCAUGGGGAUACCGCUUUAUCGUUCUUCAAUCAAAUGGUGAAAAUAGGAGAAUGCCCAGAUGAAGUUACAUUUGUCGCUCUGCUAUGUGCUUGUAGUAGGGGUGGAAUGGUCAGCGAAGGUUGGGAGCUUUUCCACAGCAUGACUGAGAAAUACUCUAUCGUUCCAAAUCUCAAGCACUAUGCAUGCAUGGUGGAUCUUCUAAGUCGUGCUGGGCAGCUGACAGAAGCUUACAACUUCAUAAAUGAAAUGCCUAUCACACCAGAUGCUGCUGUUUGGGGAGCCUUGCUAAAUGGAUGCCGAAUACACCGGCAUGUUGAACUUGGGGAGCUUGCUGCAAAAUAUGUCCUUGCAUUGGAGCCUAAUGAUGCCGGAUAUCAUGUCCUAUUGUGUGAUCUGUAUGCUGAUGCUUGUUUAUGGGAUAAAUUGGCUAGGGUGAGGAAAACCAUGCGGGAGAAAGGACUGGAUCAUGAUUCUGGAUGUAGCUGGGUUGAGGUUAAAGGAGUGGUCCAUGCAUUUCUUACAGAUGAUGAGUCGCAUCCACAAAUCAGAGAAAUAAAUACUGUUCUUGAAGGAAUAUAUGAGCGGAUGAAAGCAUCUGGUUAUGCUCCUGUUGAAUCUCAUUGUCCUGAAGAUGAAGUAUUGAAGGAUGACAUCUUUUGUGGUCAUAGCGAAAGACUUGCUGUUGCUUUUGGUUUGAUCAAUACCACACCUGGCACCUCAAUUUCUGUCACCAAAAACCAAUACACAUGUCAGAGUUGUCACAGGAUAUUGAAGAUGAUUUCUAAUAUAGUACGAAGAGAUAUAAUUGUUAGGGACAGUAAGCAACUCCACCAUUUUAAGGAUGGAAGUUGUUCGUGUGGAGAUGAAGGUUUUGGAUGAAGUUCUUGCAGAGGGGAGGCAAGCUUAAUUAUGUUGCAUAUACGGAUAUACCCUUGUGCUAUUAUUCAUCUUGUACACGUUCAUCCUGUCAAUACAAUGCCAUGGCGAUACAAUGCUGUCAAUACUAAGCAGAACACAUUGCGUUCUGUAUAGCAGUUUGUGCAGAUACUCAACCUGUUACAUGGCAGUAGGGAAAGUUAUACUCAAGUAAUGGGACCUAAGAUUCUCACACAUGUCAUGAAAGUCUCUUUAAGAAUUGAUUCUUGGAGCUGAUCUUUGCUUGCAACAACUUGCCAAAAAAGAAACAACCAAGUAAGCUUGAGCUAUACAGGAUAGUCUAGUUGGUGUCUAAUGUUGUGUUGAAUAGGCUUUAUUUAGUCUUAAUGUUACAGUAGUGCGCAUCAACUAUUUUGAGAUCGACUCCGAAAUGAUUCAUAUGUUGAGAUCGGAGCUGAUCUCUUCUUGUAUGGCCAUAAACCUAACACAACAGGACUAAUUGGGCUGCACCAAGAAGUUUGCUAUAGGUAAAGGAAAAGUGUCUCAUUUGAAGUUUGGUAUGUUGAGCAGCUUCGGAGGAACUGGUCCAGAAAACAUAUUAUUCUCGACAUUUCUGUUUAGAGGUACAUAAAGUAUUAGAAAGAGCCAAAGAGUCACGAAUAUUGUAUGCAUGACAGAACAUUUAUGACAAUAAAUUAUUUGAGGUGUGAAUUUAACAUCAUUUGGAUUUAUACUAAAUAAAAUUAUAUGCCCCA
Molecule: messenger RNA, 4561 nt
Organism: Zea mays
Lineage: Eukaryota; Viridiplantae; Streptophyta; Magnoliopsida; Poales; Poaceae
Product: pentatricopeptide repeat-containing protein At1g15510, chloroplastic
Exons: 2
Coding region: 1218-3809 (863 amino acids)
Biological process (GO): RNA modification
Molecular function (GO): zinc ion binding; RNA binding; protein binding
Source: RefSeq, a predicted model, not a curated record